AAGAUGAAUAUCCCAGAGAUCCAGUCAUACGAGGACCUUGCCAUCAGUACCGUGGUCUCAGUGAUCAAUAAAGCCCAGGAGAAGUUGGGAGUGAGGAAUAACUUAUUUGAAUAUGCCAAUACCUUUCAUAAGUUCGGCCAUCAGCUCCUCUCACUAUCCGACCUGGGUUUUCCCCUGGCUAUCACCAGCGAGAAGUUCAUCAAACACACUAUCGAGAAGAAGUGGAGACUCACUGACGCGCUGAUGUACAUCAUCAAGUACCAUGGCACUUCCGACGAUGAGUGCUCGCAAUAUUACUAUUAUGAGGUCAUCUUUAGCCAACCCACGGCCGCGCAUCCAGUUCCACAAACCACCACGUCUGUGUUCUUCAGGGUUGAAGAAAAAUAUGUGGAUCCUCCGAAGAUCAAAGGAGUUCCCACUAUGCACUUCCGCAUUGAAGGUCAGCAUACGGACCACGACGUUCGGUACACGAAGCUUACCCUGGACUGGAUUCUUGCAGUCAUGCAGAUGAAGCUCAAAUUUUUCCAAAGACUUGAAAAGCUUGAUAUUUUCUAACCGACUUACUACACCUGUCUAUGGGGCAUUGGGGUUGGAGGUAUCUGCAGUCUUAAAAGCACAUGGCCAUAGUGUAUUAUGACAAGUAUGGUAACUCCACAUAAAUAAAAGUAGCAGCGCGGUUUGUAUGUGUGCACGCCGAUUGCACGGACCAAUAAAUACAGUAGAAGUGCUUAGUUUACAUCGCACGUAUGCCAACUGUACGCGAAGUUUCAGAUACUUAAGCAAAGUCCUCCAUUUACGCUUUGCACGUUAUCGUUGUGUCAAUUAUUUCGUGCAAAACCCCGAAAAUCGUAGAAUGCCUUAAUUUGCUACUGUAAUAUUAUCUAUGGUAGUGUUUCAUAUCAUCGUUAAGUCUUAUUAAAUUUUAUUUAAUUUUAAUAAAUUUAAAAUUUUCUGUUUAUCGUAAAAAUAACGCUUCAAUAUGGUCGCUAACUAAGUAAACAUCUUGAAUUCGUCGUCGUUUAGCUAUUGACCGCUAGAUGGCAGCACAUUGUUUGAAAUGUUAGUAUGAAAUAAUAGUAUCGUAACUUGCAAUAUUGGGUAUAUUGAUUGAACUUUCAGCGAUAUGCCAACAAUGUAACGCUUAAAUUGUAAUAGGUAUUUAAAUAUGAAAUUGCCGAUUUAUCGUACUGGCCAAUUUGAAUUAAAAUUAAACCUGCAUUUUAUGAGAUUUCAGAGUCAAACUUUUUUCACACGAAAACUAUCGACUAAUACUGUAAAUAGAGUUACAAGAAGAGGAGAGAAUGUUGGUUAAUUUUUUCUGCAUUUAACGGAGCAAUAAACGUUUUUGACGUAACUCCACUUAUGCCAUUCUU
Molecule: messenger RNA, 1373 nt
Organism: Hyposmocoma kahamanoa
Lineage: Eukaryota; Metazoa; Arthropoda; Insecta; Lepidoptera; Cosmopterigidae
Exons: 4
Coding region: 4-555 (183 amino acids)
Cellular component (GO): cAMP-dependent protein kinase complex
Molecular function (GO): protein kinase A regulatory subunit binding
Source: RefSeq, a predicted model, not a curated record